AGAGCGCGGAGGAGGAGCGGUCAGUGUCAGUAGUCGGCGGUACUGAGUGGUGCCAUUCUUCACCAAGAAAUGGAAGCUGACGAGACGCGUUCGAGCGAUACGAGCGCAAGCACGUUGCUGGUGUACGAGGAACUCGUCUACGAGGACGCGGUGACAGUUGUGCACGGUGCGUGCGCGUUUUAAGGUCUGUUAUGAUUUAGAACGCGCAGAGCGAGGCCGGUCGUCGACCAGCUGCGAAACCGGAGAGGAGUUCGUCGUAGAUGCGAGUGUCGAAUUAUUUCGCGAAUUGUGUGCGUUUCGGUUUGUCACGCCUAGUUACCGGGUCUGCGAGCAUCAUCCGCGAAGCAGAAGGUGAAUUGUGUGCGCGAACCUCUCUGGAUACGAGCCUGACAAGAUGUGGUGCCUCGUCAGUCAAGCUAAUUCCGUCAUCCUCGAGGUGCAGGUCGACCCUAAGGCCAUUGGGCAGGAGUGUCUCGAAAAGGUGUGCGAUUGCUUGGGUAUUAGCAAGGAGUGCGACUAUUUCGGACUCAAGUAUCAGAACGCGAAAGGCGAGGAAUUGUGGUUGAACCUGAGGAAUCCUAUAGAGAGGCAAACGGGUGGCGGCGUGGCGCCUCUGCGAUUCGCGUUGAGGGUUAAGUUCUGGGUACCGCCUCACCUGUUGCUGCAAGAAGCCACCAGACAUCAGUUCUACUUGCAUUCUCGCCUGGAACUGUUCGAGGGUAGAUUGAAAGUAUCGGAUUGGAGUUCUGUGGCGCGUUUGAUCGCUUUGAUAGCGCAAGCCGAUGCUGGUGAUUACGAUGCGCUAUCACCACCGCACGUACUCUACUCCCAGUGCUGUCAGAUACAACCGACGACGGAGCCGUGCGAACCGAAACCCCAAGAUUUCCUUCAUCGAAUAGUUCAACAGCACAAGGAGAUCAAGGGGAUGAAACCGUCUACCGCCGAGUACUGGCUACUAAAGGAGAUAUCCAAUCUGGAUACUUUCGGCCAGGAGAUGUUCCACAGUAAAUUUGGUUACAACGGAGUGUCGAUGAUUGGUGUCGGGCCACAUGGUAUCACGGUUUAUCGCAGUCACGACGAGGAAAUGCAAAAUAUACCUUACACGGCGAUACAAAGCGCAACGUCCCAGCGUCGAAUGUUUCAUUUGGUUUACCUAUCUCUCGACGGCGGGGAGACUUCGUUGAAUUUUAAAUUAGACUCGAGCCAAUCGGCCAGCGGACUUUACCGGGCGAUCACCGAGAAGCACGCGUUUUACAGCUGCGAGACCGUCAGGAGCGCUGUAACCGCCCAAUUUAUACGGGACUUGAAGGGUACCAUAAUUUCGAUCUUUAACGAGGACUCGACGCUGGGGAAGAAAUACGUGUUCGACAUUCGCAGGACGUGUCGGGAGGUGUACGACAACGCAAGACGAGCUCUCUACUGCGAGGCCGCGACCGUUAAUCUGCCAGAGGAGAAGGAAAUUUUGGAGAAGCACGACUGCGGGGACUGCGAGGAUCCCAAGUGCAAGGAAUCUCGGGAAUGCCUGGCGAGAUUAUUGGACGCGAUGCUGUGUCGCAUUUGCAUGGAUCGCAGUUUGGACACAGCCUUGUUCCCGUGCGGACACGCGGUCGCCUGCUUGGAUUGCGCCAGACGAUGCGAACGCUGUCCGCUCUGCCGGGCCGACAUCGACCAUUGUCGAACGAUAUAUCUCCCGAUCGAGUUAACGCACGUCGACAAGCACAACCCGAAAUUGCUCUCGGAAUCCAUCGAGCCUGGCUACGGGAACAACGGAUCGUCGAUGGAAGAGAUACAGAAGAGGAGUUUAGCGUCCGACGGCUCCGCGAUGGACGGUAAUAGUAUUUGAGAACGUCGACGAGGCAGGCUAGACGUCUUUCAAACAUUUUUAUUUCGAAUCUUGGCUCGUCGUCGGACCGAGAAAACGCGUUGAGUUUCGCUUUCUCUUUCGCGCUCGGUCUUGUCAUAUUUUUUUACAACGUAUUUUGACGAGAACCUGGAGGGUAUGUAGUUAAACUGUCUCGACACGUAACGAGCGAUUAUUUUCUACGACGUUUAGCGCGUCCCAGCAGAAGUGGAUGAGUGGACUUUUUUUGUAAUUUUUCAUUUUCAGUUUUAAAUAUUGAAAGAAACUUGGACGAUUGGUCGUUAUAGAAAAAUGCAAAAUCGUUGUCUUGACUUUCGCCUGUUUCCAAAUUACUAUCUCUCUGUCUAUGUAUUCGCGGUAACGUUAUGAUACCAAUUGUUGUUGUUGUUAUUAUUACUCGAUCGAACGAUAAUCGCUACAUGGUUAAUUGGGCAACCAAAAAGUGCUAUUAGCAGCAUUGAUCAUCGAAAAGCAGUGCUGCCAUUAUUUUCGACGAAGAGUAGUACACACAUUUGACCCUCCUUUUGGCGGUGAAAACGUACCGAGUAAAAGAGAAUCGUGUAAAAAAGAAGAAAAAAAUGUAAAAGGAGGGUCAGAUGUAAUUUUUAUCGACGCGCACAUUUUUCGUUCUUUCAUUUUUAUUGACGCUACGUUGUUGUUUUAUUCGAUAUCGUUCAAAAUACUUCCCGAUAUUUUUGUUCCUCCUAGAUAGAUAUCCCUUUUUUCUUCUUCUUCUUUCGUACGUAUCUGCUUUCGUUUAGAUACGCCGCCGGGAGCUGGGGAGAACAGUUUUAUUAAAACCAGUGACCCUUCGUAUCCUUAAUAUCGUAUACGUUGUUACGCAUAUGCGGUCUCGUCUACGAAUGGACUGCUAUAACGCUUCACCUCGUAACGGACGUUUCCUUUAAGGGAAAUAAGAAUCUCGUACGAUCGAUGUUCGCGACGUUCGCACGAUUUCUACGUAUUGUCGUUUUUCAAAUAGAUAUAGGCAAACCGGGAGGCUCGUCUCCUGAAACGUCCUAUACGAGGUGGGAACCUUGUUACGGUAAUAUCUGUUUAUAUGUACAUAAGAAACGAGAUAACCCGCGAUAGGGUCAAACGAGUAAAAGUCACGAGUUCACCAAAUGUCAAAUCCGAUUUAAUAAAGUCGGUGUGAAUACCAUCUUACGAGUACGGGAGUUGCGCUGAAACAAACGCGUAUGUUGAUCGAGCAGUGAUAGUUCGUUUCCUGGGGGGAGCGGACGAAAAAAGGCUGUUUCUGAAUAAAAAAAAAAUGAUGGCGCGAACGUUGGUUGUCGACGUGCGCGAAUAUUAACGGAAUGUAUUAUUUAUUAUUCUAUUUCUCGCGAAAAGGAAAGAUAUCGAUCGUUUGCCUCGACCACGAUCGGCGGCGCAGCUUUCAUCGUUACCAUUGUCGAAAUGUGGGUAGCGUUUUGUGAAUGUUGUAUGCGUGUCGACGAAAAAAAGGAAUGCUAGAAAGAAUGAGAGGCAAACAAACCGUUGUAGUCAUUUAUCAAUGCAAAUCAGAUCUAGUUUAUAAUUAUUUAUAAGGAGAAAAAAAUAUAUAACGCCGUUUUCGAUGCACGCUGUAUUACGUCUUUGAUAACGUCGACGACAUUUCUCGUCGAUUCAGCGUGCACUAUUUUCUUUCCCGACGCUAUUAGCGCUUUGUAACUCCGAUCUACGUUUCCCUUGAUUCGUUUUAGUAUUUUUGUACCUUACUGUUAAGGAAGCGGUGAUUACGUUGCUCCUUCGAUUCGAAUUCGGAGGGUUCUUUAGAGAAUGAAGCGACGGAUGCGCGCAUGGACAACUUCCGCGCGUUUCAAACGCGAGCGCAGUCGAAAAACGUUUUCUAAAUCGUAACAGUCGUCGGUCUUCGGGAAGAAACGAAUUUGUAUCACGGUUAUGCGUUUACUCGAUACAUAUGUACGUAAGUUUAAUGAUAAACGAUGUCGAUAACGUCGUUAUGUAAUAAAAACGUAAACCACAAAUUUUUGUGAUUAAAUCUCUGUAUAAAUGCGACGAGAAAAAGAAAAUUUGAAAUCAUAGUAAUUGUCGGAUUUGUAUGGUAGAAAAGGAAGAUAUCGAUGAUGAGGAUGGAUUUUUAAGAAUUAUCAUUUGCAAAGAGUAUUUUUAAAGUAUUUCCAAUUAUUUUUUAGUAUUGUAUCAGGAUCCCACUUGAACAGUGGCGUGUAUACAUAUGAGACCGACACGAUCUAUGAAGAAUAACAAUUUUUAGCAUUACGAUGUACAAUGUCCCAAACCUGUUGAUUAAAAAUACUAUGAAACAUUAA
Molecule: messenger RNA, 4155 nt
Organism: Ceratina calcarata
Lineage: Eukaryota; Metazoa; Arthropoda; Insecta; Hymenoptera; Apidae
Gene: dnr1
Product: E3 ubiquitin-protein ligase defense repressor 1
Exons: 7
Coding region: 395-1843 (482 amino acids)
Biological process (GO): ubiquitin-dependent protein catabolic process
Cellular component (GO): cytoskeleton
Molecular function (GO): ubiquitin-protein transferase activity
Source: RefSeq, a predicted model, not a curated record